Messenger RNA from Varanus komodoensis (Komodo dragon), 3734 nucleotides. It is a transcript of the gene LYPLA2, whose product is annotated as lysophospholipase 2. Gene Ontology annotation, molecular function: carboxylic ester hydrolase activity; palmitoyl-(protein) hydrolase activity. The record is from RefSeq and is a predicted model, not a curated record. Gene Ontology annotation, cellular component: cytoplasm. Gene Ontology annotation, biological process: protein depalmitoylation. The transcript is spliced from 10 exons. NCBI's taxonomy places the organism in Eukaryota, Metazoa, Chordata, Lepidosauria, Squamata, Varanidae. Bases 194 to 892 code for a protein of 232 amino acids.
AUUACUUGUGAUUGCUGAUGAAGAAGCAGAACAGAAUCGAGCAGCUGCUGCACUCAAGUUACCUCUGUAGCAUAGGAGUAGCGAACCCCCUUUCAUCUCUUCAGGGCUGGGAUCUCUUGAGAAGCAAUUUGCAUACGAAGCAGCAGGUUGGAGCAGAGGCACAAGUGCGAGCUGCUGAAGCCUCUAUUGGUGUAUGUGUGGUAACAACAUGUCUGUCCCCCUCCUUGCUGAUGCCGUGACCAUUUCAGGGGCAGAGCGGGAGACUGCAGCGGUCAUUUUUUUACAUGGGCUUGGAGACUCAGGGCACAGCUGGGCUGAGGCACUUUCCUCCAUCAGGCUCCCUUACGUGAAAUACAUCUGCCCUCAUGCGCCCAGGAUCCCUGUCACCCUCAACAUGAAGAUGGUCAUGCCAUCCUGGUUUGAUCUGAUGGGCCUAAGUCCAGAUGCACCUGAGGAUGAAACUGGAAUCAAAAAAGCAGCUGAGAAUAUUAAAGCAGUAAUUGAGCAUGAAAUAAAGAAUGGAAUCCCGGCCAACCGUAUUAUCCUGGGAGGCUUUUCACAGGGUGGUGCGCUAUCUCUCUACACGGCACUCACCUCCCCGUACCAGUUGGCUGGCAUUGUGGCCCUCAGCUGCUGGCUCCCCCUGCACAAGAGCUUUCCUCAGGCAGCAACUAACAGCAUGAACAAAGACACCCCUAUCCUGCAGUGCCACGGAGAGAUGGACCCCAUGAUCCCAGUGCGAUUCGGCGCGCUCACGGCAGAGAAGCUGAAGGGUGUCGUGACCCCAAGCAGGGUGCAGUUCAGAACCUACCCAGGAGUGAUGCACAGCUCUUGCCCACAGGAGAUGAUGGCUGUGAAAGAAUUCAUCGAGACGCUUCUGCCCAGGAUUUAAAGCAGAGCUGCUUAAGACUGUUGCCGGGAGAGGAGACAAGUGGCCACCACCUACGAUCGUUAACCUGUCAGCUGCAGACGGAAGCCAUGGCAACCCUCCUUCACUCCCUCCGGCUUCCUUUCUCUGGCCUCCCCCUUCCUCCUGCACCGACCCCUCGUGUGCCAAGUGAGGGGUGCCCCUCUUUCCUGUAGGGGGAGUGAAGGUACGCAGCAGUUUUAAGGUACAGCUGAGAUGCCAGCGUGGCCGCCUCCUUGCCGAUUAGUAUUUUGGCCACCUGAUUUCAGUCUUUCCCUGCCCUCCCUUUUCUCCCAACCCCCGAACACACGCACCCUCACUGUGGCACUGAACUGGGUGACAGCCAUAGGUUUAGAUCAAAGGUAUUACGAGAUGGUGUUCUGUGCUGUUACAGUAUUUUAUGGGAGUGCCUGUGAGGUCCCUGAUUGAUUGGCUAUCCAUGCAUCAUCCCCCUGGAGCAGCCUUACUGGCACAGGCAGGGUCGAGGCUCCCUUCCAUGCCGCUGAUGUUCCACUUUCUCUACACCGGGGAAGCAGGAAGAAACAGCUUCUGCCCACAAGAUAAUCGUUCCACAGCGUUCUGUACCUUGCGUGCUCCUCCCAUAUCCCCUCGGCAUUGUCGGCUGCUGUCGCCAUUCAGCGCGUGCUCAGCCCUCCCAACAUGCAGGAGUUGGUUGGGUCACAGAUGUGGCAGAGGGGCAGCCUGCCUCACCAGGAAUUCUUCACUGUUGUAUAUUUUUUAAAAACUCCUUUUGUUCCUUUUGCUAUCAUCUCUGCUUGUGUGUCCUCCAUGUACCAGUCUGUCUGACUCUAUCACUAUGCAGACAUGGCAGAGUUCAAGGGAGUGGGGACAGCAGCCUCCUGUUCAUUGCAGGGGUCACCGAAGCACCCGUGCUGAGGGCCAGUGGCUCCUCUUGCAGUGGAGACUGUGCCUCAGAUGAUGUGUGACUCAUGGCCUAGAGGAGCCCGCUUGUGCUUCCCUUAUCUCUGUGAAGCAUCUGCAGCCUCCCAGAGAGCAUCUCCUUAUCUCUGUGAAGCAUCUGCAGCCUCCCAGAGAGCAUCUCCUUGUCUGGUAGUGGAACCUGCUGAACCCUGCGCUCCCACCUAGCCCUGGCGGCUGGCGCUUUUUGAGGCAGCUCCCAGAAUCUCUGCUUUGCCACAUGGCCUCUCCCCUGCCCAGGGGCUGGGCUGGCAUCGCCAUUUCCAGCAGGGAGCUGUGCUGUUGAUCAGCAAAGGUGGUCUUUACCCCCCCCCCCACGCCUUCCCUUCUAGUGAGCCCCCAGAAGGGGGGCAGGAAGUGUUUUCUAAAGUACCUUUCCUGCACCUUCUCUUUUCUUCUUUUGGUGAAGGACUAGUACAGCCUCCUGUUUUCUUCUAGCUUCUUGCUCCUUGUGUGGAUCAUGCUGCCUCACACCCUUCCCCUGCUCCCUCCGUCGUCCCUGUUGAGAAGUGGCGGCUGCAGCAGGAGUCCUGGGGCCAUGGGGGAAUAGAGUCCCCCCGCUACUCCCUGCUCUUCUUGUGAGACAGAGCAAGGCCCAGCAAAGGGCUGUGUCCAUAGCCUGCCCUGGAAUGGGCAGUCGUCCUUCCUGAGCCACAAUAUGUCCCACUGCUUAUGGGGCUUUCAGCGGAUCAAGAUAGCCUGGCGGGGGCACGGCUCUACAUCCUGCUGUCCUGUUCGCCCCUGAAGCGGCAAUUGAGUCACUCUUGGGAAGAAUGAGAUGAGAUUGAACUUGGCCUCCAAUGCAGGGCUACUCAUCAUUGGCACAGGGAGAGGUUGCCAGCCACUUCCCAAGUUGGCAGCUGACGGCUGCUCCAGGCUGCUGGCACUUCCCAGCUUGGACCCCAGCCUGGGCGAGAGAGCUGGCUGGGUGCCAGAACUGCUUGCAUUCACAAGCAGGAAGAGGCAGCUGUGCGGAUCGCUGGGCUGGAACGCUUAGUACGUCAUCUGUGUCAUCGUCAGAGAGGCAGAAAGCAGUAACCUUUUUGCAAUCUGAUGUGACAGGAUCUGCUUAAACAGCAAAACUGCCUCUUGCUUGCCACUUGGGGGGUUCCCUUGCCCCCUUUCUGCUUUACACUUGGCCAUGCCAGUGGGCGAACAAAGUGGACCUGGUCUUGCUUGUGCAGGGAAUAAAAUCCUGCGGUGGUUUGGCGAAUGGUACCACUUGAUGGCUGCAAGAUGUACAUGCGCCUUUUCUGAAGGGUUCCCUACAUUUAGAUAAAAAUCCCUGCAAGUAAAAUUGAACAGCUGACCAAAGAGGUCCUAGCCCAAGCUUCCCCAAAUGCUGCUUUUCUACAGGAGCAAGGGAGGGGAAGGGUCUUCCAUAGGGACUGCUGAGAGAUGCAGCAUUGUAAUCAUAUAUGCAGCUGUAAGUGGCACGGCCCACUUGGACCUUCUUGCUGUGUUCAGCUGUGUCUGUCUAGGCCUGGCCUGUGGCCUCUUUUCUGCAAAGUGAGUGCGGGCAGGCAUAUAUGGGAGACCAGUGUCCUCCUGUGGCUCGCUGCAGCCUUUCCCCUCUUCCAUUCAUGAGUUGGGUGGUUCUGCAUAUUGGCUGGACCGAGAAGUGCUCAGAUUGCUGCCGCUGCCGGCUCCAUUUUGUUUGGCUCCUUCUCAAAGCAGUUGCCACAGUGGCCUGCAAGUCAUGGGUAUCUCUGUAGGGAAUGUAUUGAAAAUAGGGAAGUCCAAGGAAGUUGGUGGCUGCUUUAUUCCUGCCCAUGACUCUGGCUUCUCUCUCCCCUCCCUUCCUCGCCUCCCCUUUUGUCUUUCCCAUCCAUCAUUUUUACGUUUGGGUUCAGCUGAGUUUAAAAUAAACACAACCAUCAGCGCCUCA